CGCAAAAACAGAGAGAAAGAUGAUAGUUGAACAGUUUUAUACAAAUGUAUUUAUUUAUUUAAAGCAUGAGAGCGUGAGAGAGGGCUAGCUAUAUAUAUAUAUUGGGUUUUUUUCACUUUCAAUUUGCUAGCGAUUGCAGCUAGCUAGCCUACUCAGAAGCCAGGCUCAAACAGAUGCUAUGUUACCUAGCUGGCUAUGGAUAUGCAAGACUGGAACUCUUCCAAGUUGAGCCCAGUUGGGGGCGGUAAUGCAAUAUAUUGGAUGCCAACCUCCGUUUAACCCCAAAGAAGAAGAAGAAGAAGAAGACAAAGAAGAAAAAGAAAACGACCAGGAAAAGGCGCAUGCGUGAAGAAGGGAACGAUGGUGGACAGGUAGGCAACGCAUCAAGCUUGAUGAUAUCUAUCGACUAGCGAUCGAUUUCCAACAGUUCACUAGAACUAAUAGAUCGUAUAUCACUUAUUUGCAGCUACUAGCAUUGUAGCUAGCUUCCGUAGAACGAAGCCCUGGAACAUACAAAAAUGCCGAACAUUAAGAUAUUCAGCGGUAGCUCGCAUCGGGAACUGUCUCACAAAAUUGCUGACCGUCUUGGGAUGGAACUCGGGAAGGUUGUCACCAAGAAAUUCAGCAAUCAAGAAACAUGUGUUGAGAUCGGGGAGAGUGUCCGUGGAGAGGAUGUCUACAUCGUACAGAGCGGCUGUGGGGAGAUCAAUGAUAAUCUGAUGGAGCUGCUGAUUAUGAUCAAUGCGUGUAAGAUCGCCUCAGCCUCCCGGGUCACAGCCGUCAUCCCCUGCUUCCCCUACGCACGGCAGGACAAGAAGGACAAGGUGGGGAGUCGAGCGCCCAUCUCAGCCAAGCUGGUGGCUAACAUGCUGUCUGUGUCUGGGGCUGAUCACAUCAUCACUAUGGACCUCCACGCCUCACAGAUCCAGGGUUUCUUCGACAUCCCGGUGGAUAACCUGUAUGCUGAGCCUGCUGUACUGAAGUGGAUCAAGGAGAACAUCGCAGAGUGGAAGACCUGCACUAUCGUCUCUCCAGACGCAGGGGGAGCCAAGAGAGUGACUUCCAUAGCGGACAGGCUCAAUGUGGACUUUGCUCUGAUCCACAAAGAGAGAAAGAAGGCCAAUGAGGUGGAUCGCAUGGUGCUGGUCGGGGACGUCACGGACCGGGUGGCCAUCUUGGUGGAUGACAUGGCAGACACCUGUGGUACUAUCUGUCACGCGGCUGACAAGCUGAUCUCAGCUGGUGCUACCAAGGUGUAUGCCAUCCUGACCCACGGUAUCUUCUCUGGCCCGGCCAUCUCCCGGAUCAACAACGCCUGCUUCGAGGCCGUGGUCGUCACCAACACUAUCCCUCAGGAGGAGAAGAUGAAGACCUGUCCUAAGAUACAGGUGAUUGACAUCUCUAUGAUCUUGGCAGAGGCCAUCCGCAGGACCCACAACGGAGAAUCUGUCUCCUACCUCUUCAGCCACGUCCCCUUGUAACAUCACACACUGAGUCACCUGGGGGCACUGUUCAGUAGGGGACAACAGAACAUUCAGAACAGACACGGCCAUAUCUCAUGCCGAAUAGGGACUUUGGGGAACAGAUAUGAUCAUCUUUCAGGUAGACUAAGGAAAGCAGAGUAGGCUCUUCAGUUCUAUGCCCAGUAUUCUGGAAUGUUUCUCAUCAGUGAAUAGAAUCCAGCCCUACUAUUCUGUUACACCAGAAAGAGGAGGAGAGGGGAUGUCCUAUACAAACACCAGUGUUGGGCUCGAUUCCAUUUCAAUUCCAGUCAAUUCAAGAAGUACACUGACUAGAGGUUGACUGAUUAUGAUUUUUCAACGCCGAUACCGAUUAUUGGAGAACCAAAAAAGCUGAUAAUCGGCCGAUUUUAUUAGGGGGGGAAAAUGUUUUAUGUAUCUAUAUAUCACACACACACAUUUUUGUAAUAAUGACAAUUGCAACAAUACUGAAUGAACACUUUUAUUUUAACUUGAUACAUAAAUACACACACAGACAGCUCUGAAGUGACAAUGAUACUGAAGAGUCUGCUUAGGAGACAAAUACUCUCAACUGUUUGAAUAAAAAUAGAGUUUAAGUUACCUGUGAUGAAUGUUGAAAACAAAAACUUAAAUUUCUAUAUGGAGGAAAUCCUAUUUUAAUAAUGGACAUGGUAAGAAUUGACAACCAAAGUGCGAGUCAUAAUUCCCAUGACACCUUCUAGCAAAAUCUGAAAAGCGGUUCCUUCAUUUAUUCCAUAGGAUAUUUUUAGAUUCACUUAAAUAAGGUCUGUUUCAUGUAGGCUCACACCACCGUGCCAAUUUUAUAACUGUAGAUCUCCAUAGGACAAGGUAACUGAUCAAUAUCGGCUAAAUAUAAGCAAAGAUUAAAAAAAAUUGUAGGGUGGAUUUCUGAAAAAUAUGUUGACAAACGUUACCUUAUCCUAUUGAGAUUUACAGGGGUGUCAAAGCGCAGGGGCGGUUUAAGCCUGCACGAAACAAUGACCUUAUUUGAAGUAGAUCAAGACAUUAUCUAUGGAAGACUUGAAGGGUAAAAUAACGAAGGAAGUCUUAACAGACUUGCCUAGUUAAAUAAAUAUGAAAUAAAGGUGUAAAAAAUAAUAAUAAUAAUCGGCAAAUCGGUGCCCAGAAAUAUCUAUUUCCGAUUGCUAUGAAAACUAGAAAUCGGCCCCGAUUUAUCGGCCAUUCCGAUUAAUAUGUCGACCUCUAACACUGACAUUCCAAUUCUUUUCAAUCAGGAAAUUUUGGAAUUGGAUUUGGAAUUAGGUUUACUUUCUGAAUUGAGGUUUAAAUUGAAUUGACCCCAACUGGGAGAAACACCCCCAUUUAUAUUAGCAUCGCUCUGCUGCUAUUGCUAACUAACCACAUAAUAAUUAGGAUGAAUGUUUAUUAAUAAUGAUGACAUGUUCAUUUUGAGUCCCUCUCACCCGUAAACAGUGUUUGCAUCCCAAAUGGAGCCUUUUUCCUACAUAGAGAACUUAUUUUGACUUGUGCCCUAUGGGCCCUGGUCAAAAGUAGUGCACUGCAUGGAAUAGGGUGCCAUAUGGGACAUGUCUAUCAGGGACAAAAGAGGUCAGUGUUGAUUAUUGUGAGUGGGUGAACUCACCUAAUGCCAACAGUUGUUCAUAAUAAUGCUGUUACAAUACUUCUGUUACAAAAAGAGCGCCAGAGACAGUUGGAUGCUGACUGACUUCAGGUAUUUUAUUAUUUAGUUUUUCUUUUUGAUUCGGUUGAAAGAUGAGACUCAAUGUGUUAAGUGAAUGAGUUAUAGUUGACAGUGCCACUGAUGUUCAUCUGGGUGAUUCAUAAGUCUUUUUAAAGGGGCAAUCUAGGAUCGGUACUUCUCAUUUUUGGACAUAAUGGUAAAUAGCCCACCGAUUCUUGAAGAUUUUAACUUAUAAAUUCCUCCUCCAUGAUCUUCAUGAUCUGCAUCCCUAGCUCUGUCUGGGAAUUUGAGAGUGGGCACAUAACUCCAACCCCAUCCCUCACCUGUUGACCUAAACAAGUAUGGAGGGGGGGGGGCUUUUCUAAUUGCGGAUUGCCCCUCUUAAGACUAUUAGGAAUUGUUCUUUCAGUGGGUGCAGGGGAGGCAGGUUUUGCUCUUCGAGGUUGCUGUCUAGAAGCUGUUGGUUUUUAACUCUGCAGGAUGGAGCUUCCUAGAAAAGUCUCUGCUAUUUUUAUUUACUUAAUUUCUUUCAAUAACAUUUGUAUAAUAAACUCUUGAAAGAGUG
Messenger RNA from Oncorhynchus gorbuscha (pink salmon), 3730 nucleotides. RefSeq names its product ribose-phosphate pyrophosphokinase 1-like. Lineage: Eukaryota; Metazoa; Chordata; Actinopteri; Salmoniformes; Salmonidae. The record is from RefSeq and is a predicted model, not a curated record. Gene Ontology annotation, cellular component: ribose phosphate diphosphokinase complex; cytoplasm. The coding region runs from base 519 to 1481 and encodes 320 amino acids. The transcript has 8 exons. Gene Ontology annotation, biological process: ribonucleoside monophosphate biosynthetic process; 5-phosphoribose 1-diphosphate biosynthetic process; purine nucleotide biosynthetic process. Gene Ontology annotation, molecular function: magnesium ion binding; ATP binding; ribose phosphate diphosphokinase activity.